AUGACGGCCUCCCAGCUCCACGCCUGCGUCUCAACACACUUCGCCGGCAAGGGCUUCCAGCGCCUAAAGCGGCUGGCGCUGCACACCAUAGAGCCGGACGCCUGCACCUGCCUGGCCGCGCAGGUCUGGGUCGACCACGAAGAACACAUCAACCCGGCCGCGCACGCGCACGCGCACGCACACGGCGCCGCGGCGGCGGCCGCGGCGGCGGCGGCGGCGGCGGCGGCGGCGCAGCAUGCCCAGCACCUCGGCUGGCACCACCAGCAGCACGUUUACUACCAGCCGCCGCCGCAGCAGCAGCAGCAGCAGCAGCAGCAGCAGCCGCAGCAGCACCAGCCCGUCGUUGAGCGCGUCGGCCUGCUCGUCGCGCUCUGCCCCAAGCUGCAGCAGCUCUCCGUCGGCUGCGGCAGCGCGUCGGUGCUGCGCGCGAUAGAGUGCCACGAGGGCCUGCAGCAGCUGGUGGUUCACGGCCAGCCGCAGCCCUUUGCCGGCGCCGCCCCGCCGGCGGUCGCCUCCAUCGAGGGCCACACCUGGGGCCUGCUGCGCCGCGGCCUCCCGCGGCUCGCGCGGCUGUCGCUGAUGGACACGGACAGGCUGCUCGGCGGCUCCCCGUCGCCGGCGCUGCCGCUGCUCGCGCUGUCGCAGGGGCGCCAGGUCAGUGAGCUGCGGCUGAUGCGCUACUCGGCGGCGAGCGACGAGGGGCUGGCGUUCAGCGUCGCGCCGAUGGGCGGCGUGCGCGCGCUGGCACUCGGCGGUUGCACGAAAGUCACAGACAUGGGCGUAAUCUGCCUGGCCCGCCUGCCGGCGAUGGAGACCCUGAGCCUGUCCGGCUUCCCGCGCGUCACGGACGCCGGGAUUUACGCCCUGCUGAUGUCAGCGCCACGCAUCCGGAAGCUGCUCCUGUCCGACUGCCGCCGCACGACAGCGCAGGGCGUCGGGGCCGCCGCUGAGGCUGCCUCCAAGGCGCAGGGGCGCAGGAUCACCGUCGAGUGGUCGCGGCGCUGA
Monoraphidium neglectum is the source of this 1005-nucleotide messenger RNA. RefSeq lists its product as hypothetical. Bases 1 to 1005 code for a protein of 334 amino acids. NCBI's taxonomy places the organism in Eukaryota, Viridiplantae, Chlorophyta, Chlorophyceae, Sphaeropleales, Selenastraceae. Gene Ontology annotation, cellular component: SCF ubiquitin ligase complex. The record is from RefSeq and is a predicted model, not a curated record. Gene Ontology annotation, biological process: SCF-dependent proteasomal ubiquitin-dependent protein catabolic process. The transcript has 2 exons.